AUGGCGUCCUCUUUUCCCACCAACCAAGCAAUCGUCGUCGGGGGCGGAUUAGGAGGCAUGUCUGCCGCCAACACGGUGGUCGAAUGCGGCGGCCGUGUCGUCUUGCUGGACAAGUCGUCCUUCUGCGGCGGGAACAGCACGAAGGCGACGUCCGGCAUCAAUGGGGCAGGCACCAAGACUCAGAAGGCCAACGGCAUCCCCGACAAUGCAGAGAUCUUCACUCAGGACACGCUGAAAGGCGGAGCAAAGAAGCCUGAGCUUGCAAAGCUGUUGUGCGAUAACAGUGCAGAUGACGUGGAUUGGCUGGUGGACAAGUUCAAUCUCGACCUGUCCUUAGUUGCACGCCUCGGUGGCCACUCGCAGCCCCGAACCCACAGAGGGAAGGAGCGAUUCCCCGGCAUGACGAUCACCUAUGCCCUGAUCCAGAUGUUGGAGAAGGUUGCAGAGAAGACGGAUUUGGCCCGCAUCAUCACGAAGGCCAAGGUCUUCAAGCUGGUGACGGAGGGCAAGGCCUGCGUGGGCUGCGUCUACGAGAAGGGCGGCCAGAACUUCCAGGAGUUCGGCCCUGUGAUCCUGGCCUCAGGUGGCUUUGGUGCGGAUUUCACCCAGAACUCGCUGCUGGCUAAGUACCGCCCGGAUCUGCUGCACCUGCCCACCACCAACGGCGAGCACUGCACCGGCGACGGCAUCAAGAUGGGCGAGGAGAUCGGGGCGAAGACCAUCGACCUGGAGUGGGUGCAGGUCCACCCCACCGGCCUUGUGAAGCCGGACGACGCGGACGCCAAGAUCAAGUUCCUCGCUGCCGAGGCCCUCCGAGGUGUGGGCGGCAUCAUCCUGAACGCGGAGGGCAACCGCUUCUGCAACGAGCUGGGCCGCCGCGACUACGUCACUGGGGAGAUGUGGAAGAGCAAGCCGCCCUUCAGGCUCUGCCUCAACAAGGCAGCCUCUGACGAGAUCAUCUGGCACUGCAAGCACUACACGGGGCGCGGCGUCAUGAAGUUCUACGGCAGUGGUGAGGACCUUGCCAAGGACAUGGGGGUGCCUCUCUCCGUCAUUGAGAAGGCGCACGAGGACCACUUCCAGGCCGCCAAGAAGACGGAGACAGACCCCGACGGCGGCCCAUUCCCCGCCUACCCGUCAGGCAAGUGCUGGGACGAGGCCAGCGGCAAGACGGGCAGUGGCAAGAAGUUCUUCCACAACAUCAUCCCAGGCUCUGCGGUGAAGAACGAACCCUUCUACGUAGCCAUCAUCACCCCGGUGAUCCACUACUGCAUGGGUGGCCUGCUCAUCGACACCGAUUCUGCGUGCAUCGGUGCGAGCAACACGCCGGUCCCCGGCCUCUACGCCGCAGGCGAGGUGGCCGGAGGCGUGCAUGGCAACAACCGCUUGGGCGGUAACUCUCUGCUGGACUGCGUGGUCUUCGGCCGCGUGGCGGGCAAGGCAGCUGCCAAGUACAUGUUGGGCGCAGACAUGAAGGACGUGGACCUCCGGGAGGUUACUGGCGGUGGGCUGACGGGAGCCGUCGAGAGCUCCAAGCUUGCUGGUGGCUCCUAUGAGGACAAGAUGAACUCCUCAGCACCAGCUGCCGCAGCAGUUCCUAUGGCCAACGGCGGAGGCGGUGGCGGUGGCAUCACAUUGGCGGAUGUGGCCAAGCACAACACGAAGACAGACUGCUGGGUGGUGGUCGACGGGCAGGUACUUGACGUCACCAGCUUCUUGUCGGAGCACCCGGGUGGCGAGUUGGCCAUUCUCACCUUUGCUGGAAAGGAUGCAACGGAGGAAUUCAACAUGAUCCACCCUCCCGAUGUCAUCGGCAAGUACGCUCCGGACUCGGUUGUCGGCAUGAUUGGUGGCGGUGGCGGCGGGGGCGGUGCGGUCGCUGCCGCUGGUGGAGGCGGCGGCGGUGGCGGCGGAAUCCCCUUGACGGAAGUCGCCAAGCACAACACCAAGACGGACUGCUGGGUGGUGGUCGAUGGUCAGGUGCUUGAUGUCACUAGCUUCCUGUCGGAUCACCCGGGCGGCGAGUUGGCCAUCCUCACCUUCGCUGGAAAGGAUGCCACGGAGGAGUUCAACAUGAUCCAUCCGCCAGAUGUGAUCGGCAAGUACGCGCCGGACUCCGUGAUCGGGGCCGUUGGCUCGGGCGUGGCCGCUGCCGCGCCCAGCGCCGCCCCCAAGGCCAGCGGGCCCAUCAGGAAGGACACGGGCAGCAAGCUCGGGAACCACCAGGCCUGGGGGCACCUCGACGGGGCGCCCAACUGGCGUGUGGACCUCGACGAGAACCCAGGUGUGCUGCUGAUUAACGUGAAGUCUUACUUCAAUGCGACCUGGUUCCUGCUGCUGGCGGUGCUGUAUGAAGUUUGCGCGACGAUCUUCUCCGCCAAGAAUAUCAAGAUCUCCAACGACCGCCUCGGUCUCACCCGCAGCGCCAUCUUGCUGAUCCUUUUCAUCGUCAUCCACGCGGUAGGAAACCUCCAUGUCUUCAAAGGCCCAGAUGACUUCAACGGCUACGGCUACUUCUACGUGCGGCUGUACUGGACGGGCUUCGGCCUUCCAGCCAACAUCGUUGAGGAGUACAUCCUCCUGUCCGUGUUGCUCCACGUCUUUGUGGGCCUGAAGCGAACCUGG
Molecule: messenger RNA, 2625 nt
Organism: Symbiodinium pilosum
Lineage: Eukaryota; Dinophyceae; Suessiales; Symbiodiniaceae
Source: the annotation of a GenBank genome assembly